Molecule: messenger RNA, 324 nt
Organism: Triticum turgidum subsp. durum (durum wheat)
Lineage: Eukaryota; Viridiplantae; Streptophyta; Magnoliopsida; Poales; Poaceae
Source: the annotation of a GenBank genome assembly
AUGCAGAAGCAUGGAUACAUUGGCGAGUUUGAGUAUGUUGAUGAUCACAGGUCUGGCAAGAUCGUGGUUGAAUUGAAUGGCAGGCUGAACAAGUGUGGUGUCAUCAGUCCUCGCUUUGAUGUUGGUGUCAAGGAGAUUGAGGGAUGGACUGCAAGGCUCCUUCCUUCUCCACGUGUCGGAUCUCUUAUCAUUAACUCGAUGUACAUUGUCCCACCUGAUUUGCAGUUUGGUUACAUCGUGCUGACAACCUCUGCUGGGAUCAUGGACCAUGAGGAGGCAAGGCGUAAGAAUGUUGGUGGCAAGGUGCUAGGCUUUUUCUACUGA